This is a messenger RNA of Plodia interpunctella (Indianmeal moth), 932 nucleotides long. RefSeq names its product COMM domain-containing protein 2-like. Bases 100 to 810 code for a protein of 236 amino acids. The transcript has 5 exons. The record is from RefSeq and is a predicted model, not a curated record. NCBI's taxonomy places the organism in Eukaryota, Metazoa, Arthropoda, Insecta, Lepidoptera, Pyralidae.
UCAACAUCUAUAUUAGCUUAUAUUAUGCGAACCUAAACCCAAGUACAGAGGCUUAUACUUAAUUUUCUUUUUAAAUAUAAAAUUACACUACAAAACAAAAUGAUAAUAUUUUUAAGUGAACUGCAAAAAGAGCACUUGAGUCUUCUCCAGCAACAUUCCACGCAAGUCUUGAUCGACUUUUGUAAACUUUCUAUAGACUACUUGAAUAAUGGAAUAAAUAAUAAAAAAUAUAACAUUGCAGCAGAGAAGUUGGGUGUUUCAUUUACUGUUGUCCAGAAUCUUGUACAUGCCUUAUUAUACCUCAUUGUUGAAGCUUGCAAGUACAAUUUAUCAGAACCAGAUUUCAAAUCAUCACUAGCCAUCGCAGGCUUCUCGGAAGAGCAGCAGGAUGUGUUGGUCAAGUUGUACUCCACAAAGAAUGUUGAAUUAUCUAAUACCUUGAGCUUACUGCAACAAAAGGAUCCCAGCUACCAAGAUUUCACAUGGAGGUUUGAAGUUCAGAUUGCAUCAAGGAGUUGCAUUGAAGAAAUCAGACCUACAAUUUCCAUGGAUUUUGUAGUGACUACACCAAAAAAUUUUGGACAAAUAGCACAAGUUGCAAGCUUUACAAAUGAAACUAAAAAUGUAUCACCUAUUCAUGUUAAUUCUAGUAUACAAGAAGCAAAAGCAUCUAGUCAUUGUCAGAAUAUCAUUAAUCACCACCUGCUACAAUGUGAUUUGCCUAAUUUAAUUCAUAUGACAAAUGUAUUAGAACAAGCAUUAAAAGAAUCAAAGAGUCAGCAUGUGCGUAAAGUCCAAAGAGCUUUAUAAUUGAAAAUAAAUACUUGCCUAAUAGUGGAUUUCGAAUGUUGAUAAAAUAAGUAAUUUUUACAUAAGUACCUAAUGUGUGUGUUAUGUCUAUAUGUAUAUUAAUAUAUUGAAAUUGUCAUAUA